CUGAGCUUCCACACAAACAAUUUUCAGUAUAUCAAAGCUCUUUCAAAAAAAUGAGAACAUUCCUUCUUUUUUGUUUUUGCAAUAAUGCUUUCCUCCUUUGCAUGGUGAUGACUAUAAAUCAUCAAGUUUUUCAAAAUAUGGUGGGUGUCAAUGCUGCUACUUUGGCCGGAAAUGAAACAGAUAAGCUUGCGUUGCUUGCCAUCAAAGCUAUGAUAAUUCAAGAUCCUCUCAAUAUCACUAGCUCUUGGAAUGAAUCUCUCCAUUUUUGCCAGUGGCAAGGUGUUUCUUGCAGUCCAAGGCGCCAAAGAGUUACUCAAUUGAACAUGAGCUCUCAGAAGUUGGCAGGUUAUAUAUCUACUUCAAUUGGGAAUCUUAGUUUUGUUCGAAUCAUCGAUCUUUCCACCAACAGCUUCCAAGGAGAAAUACCAAAUGAAAUCAGUCAUUUGUUCAGGUUGAAAGCUUUGGUUUUGGCAAACAACUCGCUAAGAGGACAAAUACCAAGUAAUAUUUCAAACUGUCGAAAUUUGAGAAUCUUCCACGUGAGUCGCAACAAAUUGAUUGGGAAAAUUCCUUUUGGACUCGGCUACUUAUCGAAGUUGGUGGAACUAAACCUCUAUGGUAACAAAGUGGAGGGUAAUAUCCCUUAUUCACUAGGGAACAUUUCAUCUCUUGAAGUUCUUCAAUUGAGAUACAAUUAUCUGGAAGGACAUAUUCCUGCAUCACUAGGCCAGUUGAAGAACUUGAUUACUCUUAGCAUUGCUGAAAAUACGUUAUCAGGUCAGAUCCCACAGUCCAUAUACAACCUUUCAUAUCUUGAAAGAUUUGCUUUAACUUUGAAUGAAUUUCAUGGAAGACUUCCUCUUAACAUAGGCCUAACUCUUCCUAACAUUCAAGUAUUUUUGGUAGCGCUAAACAACUUUAGUGGUCCAAUUCCUAUUUCAUUUUCAAAUGCUUCAAAUCUUAAUAUAUUAGAUCUCUCCGCCAACAAAUUUUCUGGAGGAGUUCCCGAUAUUUUCAAAAAUCUCAAGAAAUUUACAUGGCUAAAUAUUUUCAAUAAUUAUCUUCUUGGAAGAGGGGAAGCUAAUGACCUGAACUUCAUAGAUUCAUUGACCAAUUGUAGCAUACUUAGAAAGGUCUAUCUAGAUGGAUGUAAUUUUGGAGGGGAGUUGCCCAAUUCAAUGGUCAAUCUCUCACUUCAGCUUCAAUAUUUUUCAGUAGAAUCAAACAAAUUAUCAGGAAGCAUUCCCCAUGACAUUGGAAAUCUCAUAAACUUAGAGGCAUUAAAUUUGCAUCGCAAUCAGUUUGUAGGAACUAUUCCAACGACCAUUGGAAAACUUUACAAGUUACAAGAAGCAGGUUUUGGAAGCAAUGAAUUAUCAGGGCAAAUCCCUUCCACAUUUGGGAAUCUAACAUUGUUGAACAGCCUUUGGUUAGAGGAAAACAAUUUUCAAGGAAGUAUUCCUUCAAGUCUUGGAAACUGUCAGAACUUGGAGUUGCUACACUUGUAUGGUAAUUUCCUAAAUGGUACCAUUCCACGAGAAGUCAUUGGACUGAAAUAUUUAUCAUUAUCGCUGAACCUCUCUAGAAACAAUCUCUCUGGUUCACUACCUUCGGAAGUUGGUAACAUGAAAUUCCUUGUUGAGUUGGAUCUUUCUCAGAAUCAGUUGUCCGGCAACAUUCCUAACAGCCUGGGGGAUUGCAUUAAUUUGGUACAGCUCUAUAUCGAUCAUAAUUCGUUUGAAGGAGAGAUUCCAAAAUCUUUGAGUUUUUUGAAAGUUAUCGAAGAUAUGGAUCUUUCACACAACAACUUGUUUGGACAUAUUCCCAAAGACUUUGCAAAUUUAAGUUUUUUGUGGAAGUUAGAUUUGUCCUUUAAUGAUCUUGAUGGUGAAGUACCAGUAACUGGUGUGUUCAGCAAUAUCAGUGCAAUUUCGAUUGCUGGUAAUGAGAAGCUUUGUGGGGGUGUUCCAGAGUUACAACUAAAAGCGUGCCCUGAAAAAGAGCCAAGGAAAGCCAAUCUAUCUCUUGAAAAGAAGCUAAUAAUUUCCCUAGUUUGUGGCCUUUUAGGAGUAAGUUUGAUAUUAGCUUUUUUUAUUAUUUACUGGCAUAAGAAGAAUAAAUUCCAAAAUGCAGAAUCUUUGAGGAUGGAGCCACUCAUGAAUAUUUCGUACGGAGAACUUCUGAAAGCAACGAAUGGCUUCUCUAGUGCUAAUCUGAUUGGUGUUGGUAGCUUUGGCUCGGUAUAUAAAGGAAAUCUUGAAUCAAAUCAAGCUUCCGUGGCAGUGAAGGUAUUCAAUCUCGAAAGGAGGGGUGCUUCCAAGAGUUUCAUGGCUGAAUGCGAAACGCUAAGAAAUACCAGACAUCGAAACCUUGUUAAGAUCGUGACUGCUUGCUCAAGUGUUGAUUACCAAGGUAACAAUUUUAUGGCCCUUGUCUAUGAAUUCAUGCCAAAUGGAAGUUUGGAAAAUUGGUUGCAUCUAAAAAGUGGCAGCGAAAGCAGGGGAAGAUUAACUCUGUUACAAAAAUUAAAUAUAGUCAUUGAUGUGGCAUCUGCUUUGGAUUAUCUUCACAACCAAAUUGACAUGCCUAUCAUACAUUGUGACCUAAAACCGAGCAACAUUCUUCUUGACCAAGAUAUGGCUGCUCUCAUUGGUGAUUUCGGCUUGUCAAAGAUUAUCGUAGAAGAGGAUAAUAUUGAAGCAUCCAACAACUCAACAAGCACUAUUGGAAUAAAGGGGACUAUUGGAUAUGCUGCUCCUGAAUAUGGCAUGGGAAGUGAAGUUUCAAGCAGAGGAGAUAUGUACAGCUUUGGUAUCCUCUUGUUAGAGAUCUUCACGGGAAAGAGACCAACCGAUGACAGUUUUAUAGACGGAAUGAAUCUGAAUCUGUUUGUCGAAAUGGCAUUGCCAGAGCGUGUGAUGGAGAUUGUAGAUCAUGAUAUUCUGUUGGAGGUAGAGGAAGAGACAGAAGCAUCAAGUAGCAGCCACCACAACGAACCAGUGCAAAAAAGAAGAGAAAAGCUAAUCGAGUGCUUGAUUUCUAUACUUACGAUUGGUGUCAAGUGCUCAGAGGAAUUGCCAAGCAAUAGAAUUCAAAUACAUGAGGCUUGUAAGCAGCUUCUUAAAUUCAAAGGAACAAUGUUGAGUUUGGAAAUUCUGAGUAGCAAUAAAAAAUAAAGAUUUUUCUAAGCAGCAUGGAAUUUCUUCAAGAACAAGAAUCAUAAAGGUUACACUUUGGUUUUUCUCUGUAAGAGCUUUCGUCUCUAUUUUUCUCUCUGUAUAAGGAUUUGAAUUGUGUUGAUGGACUUGAAAGGCUUUACUGGCAAUGUAUUGUAAUAUUUACUUUUUCACUUUUGUAUUUGUUACUUAAAAUAAAUGCUUAUGCUUAUUCAGGCUCAA
Ziziphus jujuba (common jujube) is the source of this 3398-nucleotide messenger RNA. RefSeq names its product probable LRR receptor-like serine/threonine-protein kinase At3g47570. The transcript is spliced from 3 exons. Gene Ontology annotation, biological process: protein phosphorylation. Lineage: Eukaryota; Viridiplantae; Streptophyta; Magnoliopsida; Rosales; Rhamnaceae. The coding region runs from base 51 to 3176 and encodes 1041 amino acids. Gene Ontology annotation, molecular function: ATP binding; protein kinase activity; protein binding. The record is from RefSeq and is a predicted model, not a curated record.